AUGAAACUACAAUUCGCCAGCGUCUAUAAUUGCCCAAUCGUCUACGCGAAUCAUUGCCACGUCAUCAAAAUGCUCAUAUUGCUCGAAAUGUGCGCGAUACUCGCCAACAUGCUAAUGUUCGGCAUCACGAUAUACGCGCUUCGAAAAGCGACGUUCCAUUAUAAUUUGGUGCGAAUCGGCAUUUUCAUGAUGGCCGGCUAUUAUACGCUGAUGGCUGGCCGAAUUGUGACAUGCGUUUUCGAGAUCGGCAUCAUUCGCCAGGACGAUCCCGAACACUCGAUGGUCCUUAUAAUAGCGUCCUACCUUCAAUAUUACUAUUUCGGGUGCGCGUGUGUCAUAAGUUCGGCAUUUGCCGCUGAACGCUAUUUCGCGACGAGAUAUGUCGCGAUAUAUGAGAAGCAAAAAAUGGUGUGGGUGAUUUAUGUUGUAUGCAGUUUGGUGGCGAUUUUGGCGAUGAUUUGCGCCAUUCUAAUGCAAUUUGAGAUCGUUCGAAUAUUGUAUAUGACCAUAUUUGGGCUCACGUUGAGCAUCUCAAGUUUUUUUUUUUUCAUCAUUCUUUAUUAUAUGAAUAUCCGACGCCUUCAACAAGUCCAAGAGGUCAAUGAAAGCUAUACAUUGAGCAUUCGAUUUCAACUGAAUGAGAAUAUUGUCACAAUGUCGGUAGACGUCGAUGCUUCAAGCCGAUAUGAAGCGCUUACGAAUCUUCUAAGCAAUGAUAAUCGAUUUUGGACGACAAAAUUCCACAAGGUGCCGUGCUCCAUGGAAAAAUGCAACAUUUUGAACAUCACCAGCGUUGACACGAUUUUUGCAUCAAUUGAGAGCCCAGUUAUCAAUUUGGACGAGUUUUUCCUCAGAUCCCUAUUCUCAUUUGCCCACGAAUUAUACAAUAAUAUCGCGCUGAAUGAGUUGAAAUCGAAAAUUCCCGAAGAAUUGCCGAACGAAUGGAACGAUUUGAUGAUAUCGGGAAAUCUUGAAGCGAAAUUGGAUGAAUCCGAAAAAUACUCGUUUAUUUUGUUUUUUAACCGAUUCGAGGACUUCGAAGCGAUUGUGCAUGUCGUCGACGCGGCUCGGCGAACCAAAAAGAAUGUGGGAAUUGUGAAUUGUAAAAUAUACACGCCAAUUUGCGAUUCAUUCGACGUCACCGGCGAGCCGCUGCUGAUCGCCUUCGAGAAUCGCGAACGCUAUCAAAAAUUUUCGGGCGAAUUCCAGGAGAAUCAGGUGUUCGAUUGGAUUCUAACAAUCGAGCAGCCCGACGUCACGAAACUCAACGAAGCCGCCGUGCCCUACUAUCGAAGCGGUCUGAUUCCAGGAUUCGAGGAGGCUCGCGACACCGUCACAAUGUUGUUCGUGUCGACGAAAAAAUCGACAACCUACCAAAAUUGGAAGAAAAUCGCGCGCGAGAAUCACGGACGAUUCCAUUUGGCGGCGUUCGUCUCACAAGACGUCGAAAAAUGGGCCCAUCAGCCGGCAUUGAUCACCAUGAAGCCGAGAGAUGAGUUCAUCAAAGCGUUCACACUUCACACCGAUCUCAGCUAUGCCAGAAUUGUAGAUUAUCUUGAAGAAGGAGUCCAUCCAAGUUUGCACCCACUAUCAUCAUCCCGACAAUUUUCCUACGCGCUAUCAUCUUGCGAGAAGCCGCUGAUCAUCUUUUUCGAUCCGUUGAAAUCGCGCGACUCGACGGAAUUCCGCAAAACCGCGUCGAAUCACCAAAUGGUCCAUCCGCGAACCGCGCGAUUCUCAUUGAUUCAGGGAUGGGACUUGUUCGGUUUAUUCAUCGCCAAUUAUUUCGGUGUGGGACCCGAACAGUAUUUGAUUGUUAGCAAGAUGUGCGAUGCGAACGAGCCCACCUAUUGUUUGAGAUCGAGCAAGAUUGAGGAGAACAAUGAGCACGAGAUACUGCAGCUCAUCAAUAAAAAGGAGUGCGAGAGCACCAUUCAAAGCCAUCAGUUGCCAUUGGAUAGAAUUGCGCAAUUCGAGCGUCGCGAAGACGUCGACGACCUAUUUGACGAGCAUUCAACAAACGACGGCAAUAUUCAUGAAGAGUUAUAG
Caenorhabditis bovis is the source of this 2049-nucleotide messenger RNA. Lineage: Eukaryota; Metazoa; Nematoda; Chromadorea; Rhabditida; Rhabditidae. The record is from the annotation of a GenBank genome assembly.